Aspergillus melleus is the source of this 1644-nucleotide messenger RNA. RefSeq lists its product as uncharacterized. The coding region runs from base 1 to 1644 and encodes 547 amino acids. The transcript has a single exon. Lineage: Eukaryota; Fungi; Ascomycota; Eurotiomycetes; Eurotiales; Aspergillaceae. The record is from RefSeq and is a predicted model, not a curated record.
AUGCGCGAUCGCAUCGAAAGAGUCGCGGAAGACUUGAAAGAAAUUCAAACCAUUCUAUCGAUCAGCGUAUCGUCCGAGCGGACGCGACGAUUGAGGGAAUAUAUAACCGCUGAGUUGGGAUCGCUCCGUGAAGAACCGUUCGAUCUAUACGAUCAACAAGACAAAGUCGACUAUCUUCUUCUGAAGAAUUACCUGGAACGACAACUCCGUGAUCUCGAAUUGAACGUGGAGCGGGAUGAGAAAGCGAAGCCCCUACUCCCCUUUGCUGCACAGUUGGUCGAAUUAUGCGAGGCACGGGAGAAUGUAGUGCCAAUCGUGCCGAAAGACGUGGCCGGCAUAUUGUUUCGGACGCAGAAGAAUGUCGUGGCCGUUAUUGACACGGUGGAAAAUGAUCCGGAGAAGAUAAGCAUCAACAAGUCGAGCGCCUUCCGGGCGGCGAAGAUUGUGGCUGACCUGCGUGAGCAUCUUUCCGAGUGGUUUCGCUUUUACAAAGGCUACGAUCCCUUGUUCGACUGGUGGGUGGCUAGCCCAUACAGCGAGUUUGACGACGCUUUGGUCCGACUGUCGUCUGCGAUCCGUGAGAAGCUCGUUGGUAUCAAACCUGGCGAUGAAGACGUUAUCGUUGGGGAGCCGAUCUAUCGCGAGGGACUGCUGGCAGAGCUUCAGGCGGAAAUGAUCCCAUACACGCCGGAGGAUAUCAUCGCGAUCGGUGAGAAGGAGUUCGAAUGGUGUAUUGGAGAAUUGGAAAAAGCGUCGCAGAGUAUGGGAUUCGAAGAUGACUGGAAAAAGGCACUGGAAGAAGUCAAGAAUGAUUACGUCGAUCCAGGGCAGCAGACACAAUUGGUCAAAAAGCUAGCACAGGAAGCAAUCUCCUUUGUCGAAGAACAUAGUCUCGUCACUGUGCCGCAGAUCGCGAAAGAGACGUGGCAGAUGUUCAUGAUGUCGCCGGAGCGACAGAAAGUGAAUCCCUUCUUCCUAGGAGGAUCAUCGAUCAUCGUGUCCUAUCCAACUGACACUAUGGACCACGAGUCCAAAUUGAUGAGUAUGCGUGGAAACAACAUUCACUUUGCUCGUGCGACCGUCUUUCAUGAACUGAUUCCCGGCCAUCGCCUGCAAUUCUACAUGAACGCGCGGCAUCGACCGUACCGGCAACUCUUCGACACUCCGUUCUGGAUUGAGGGAUGGCCAUUAUAUUGGGAGAUGAUUCUAUGGGACGACGAUCGGUUCGCGAAAACACCCCAGAACCGCAUUGGGAUGCUUUUCUGGCGACUGCAUCGAUGCGCCCGAAUCAUCUUUUCCAUCAACUUCCAUCUCGGGCGUAUGACGGCGCAGGAGUGUAUUGACUUGCUCGUGAACAAAGUUGGGCAUGAACGCGCCACGGCGGAAGGAGAGGUAAGAAGAUCACUGGCGGGCGAUUACUCGCCGUUAUAUCAGGCUGGCUACAUGCUCGGGGCAUUGCAAAUUUAUGCGCUCCGAAAGGAAGUGGUCGAGGGCAAGGGCGAGGGAGGGUUCAUUCGCGAGAAGGAUUUCCAUGACCGUUUUUUGAAGGAGAACUGCAUGCCUAUCGAGCUGAUGCGCGCGUUAGUGACCGAGAGCCCAUUGUCGAGGGAUUACACUCCGUCCUGGAGAUUUUACAGGUUAUAG